AUGUCCUGAUGGUGCUUUGUGACGUAUAAGGCCUGCCUUCCCACCCAGGGCUACCAUUGGCUGGGUAGUGGAGUGUUGACCAAUCACAGGUCAGGGGCGUGAUUGUCUCGUCCUGGGAUCGCGAGAGGGGUAUACACAGGGAGGCCAGACAGCCUGGAGUUAGUCGACCGUUGCGAGACGUUGAGCUGCGGAAGAUGAGUCCAAAGCCGAGAGCCUCGGGACCUCCGGCCAAGGCCGAGGAGGCAGCAAAGAGGAAGGCCUCCUCUCAGCUGAGCCCCAGUGGCCCGAAGAAGAAGACUGCCAAGGUGGCCAAGAAGGGAAAAGCGGUUCGUAGAGGGAGACGCGGGAAGAAAGGGGCUGCGACAAAGAUGGCGGCCGUGACGGCACCUGAGGCGGAGAGCGGGCCAGCGGCACCCGGCCCCAGCGACCAGCCCAGCCAGGAGCUCCCUCAGCACGAGCUGCCGCCGGAGGAGCCAGUGAGCGAGGGGAGCCAGCACGACCCCCUGAGUCAGGAGAGCGAGGUGGGGGAACCACUGAGUCAGGAGACCGAGGUGGGGGAACCACUGAGUCAGGAGAGCGAGGUGGAAGAACCACUGAGUCAGGAGACCGAGAUGGAAGAACCACUGAGUCAGGAGAGCGAGGUGGAAGAACUACCGAGUGUGUAGACGGCCAGCUACUCCCCUAUCUCCGAGAGCAGCGACUAAGUUCAGGCCCAGCCGCCAGACCUCAGAGAUCUCACCAGCGGGGUGCUUGCCAUACUGUUGAUAAUAAAAUGAAUGUGUUGCAAAUUGA
Pan troglodytes (chimpanzee) is the source of this 792-nucleotide messenger RNA. RefSeq names its product variable charge X-linked-like. Lineage: Eukaryota; Metazoa; Chordata; Mammalia; Primates; Hominidae. Bases 195 to 665 code for a protein of 156 amino acids. The record is from RefSeq and is marked validated. The transcript is spliced from 2 exons. Gene Ontology annotation, biological process: brain development.